UGCGUGCAGGCCGCGGCCGCGCGGGGACCCGGCCAGCGUCCCGCCGCCUGGCCGCCUUCUUUCUCCGUCGGAUCCCCACUCUGUCUUCCUCUCCCCCUCCUCCCGCGCCCCCUCCCGCCUGCCCUGGAUGCGAUGGCGAAGUGCGACGGCGUGGUGUGCUGCUUCGGGUGCAUGUCCCUGAUCCCCGGCUUCACGGAGCACGUGGUGGACAAGCUGGCAUUCUUCCCCCCGAAGCCGCCCGGGUAUCCAGACGGGGGUCGCCGGCCGGGGCGGUCCGCAGGCGAGGGCGAGCUGGACGGCGAGGGCCUCCUCGAGGCGCUGCCGGACUUCAGCACCGAGGGUAUACAAGUCGCGCCCGUCACCAUGCAUACUUCCAGGGGGAGCACGAUUUAUGGUGUUCACUUCCGGCGCCUUGACGCCACGAAGACAGUGCUGUUCUCGCACGGUAAUUCCGCCGACUGCGGUAGCUCCUUCGUGCCCUGCCUGGAGCUCUGUCGGGAACUCCGAGUCAACGUGCUGGUUUAUGACUACACCGGGUACGGCUUGAGCAGUGGCGGGAAUGGCCAGGAGGUUCAGGUCUUCUUCGAGGCUUCCGCCCCCGAUUUUUUUUGCAGUGAUCACCUGAGCACGGAGUCUGGCGUCUCCACGCAGACUGCGCGGAAGGACGCCCAGUACACGGCCGCCAAUGGCACCGUGGUCCCUCACAAGAGCCACGCGCGUGAACUUGGUGCUCAUUUAAAUUACACGGCCAUGCCCGCGCGGCGCCGACGAUGGUUGAACGAGCCCACAAGGCCACCGCGGACUACGCAUCCCGACGCGCCGCUGCUGCCCGCCCAGAGCUGGCCAACUUGGGGGCGCAUCGACGUGGCCACCACGUUGGACUACAGCCGUGAUCUUGGGGACCUUGCUGCCGGGACGUUUUUUGCGUGCCUCACCGGGCUCGUCUACACGCAGAAGGACUUCGCGAAGAUCGCAGGUGACGAGGUUGACGAUGCCCUCGCCACGUUUGGCAUUGUUGAGACUACUGAUUCGGAGCGAGUUUUUUGGGCGCACCUCGAGAGUUGCGCGCCCACGGCCCCGCCAGACUGGCUCGCUCUGCGCUUGUAUGUCGACGACGACGGGCACAUGAAUUUCUUCAGCGACGGCUCCGCCGAUCCUGCCGAUGACGCUCGGUGGCGCGUGGCUGGCAGCAGGGUGGUUUUCCGCAUGUACGAGGCUGACGGCUUCUUCUGGCGCGUGGUGGUGAUGAAGAUCAAGGCCCAUACAGAACGCAGCGACGCACGGACGGUAAUGGACGCCUGCUUCUGGGACGGGAACGAUGGAGCCGACGCUGCCGCCAAGCGGGGUCGCCCCGCGCACGAGGGCGCCCGUGAUUUUGCUCGUGCCGAGUGCUUCCAGCUCGCGGUGCAACGCCGCAUGCUCGACGCGCGCAGCGGAGAUGACCCGGUCCAGGGCGACAACGCCCCCGGCGGCUCGGCCCCUGACGCCGACGGCGAAUCCGACGACCUGCCGCCACAGCAUUCGCUGGUCUGGGGCGUCGCCCACGCUUUCGCCACCCCGUGGCGUAGCGAGCAUGCUUUUCUCCCUUCGGCGGUGUCUGGCACGCAGUUGGUGCGCGGCCGGCUGUUCUACGAUCGCUUCUUCAAAUGGUGGCGAACUCUCGCGUGGCGCGAUCGCUGCGACGCUGCCCCCCGCGAUGCCUACGGCAGCGCGUGCAUUAUGGAGUUGGCGAUUCUCUACGAGGUCCAAACGCAGACGCGCCCCCCUGUGAAGAUCGGCCCGGGCAAGUGGUUGCUGCGCGAUGCGCGCGCGUCAGCCGCCGUCCUGAGCCAGACGCUCAAGGAAACUGGCAUGCUCGUGCAGGCGGUGAUCAAGGUACUGGAGCAGCACGGCGCGGACUUCGCGGCGCCUGCCCGUUUCUUCGCCCGCUCGUGGUGGAUGUUCGGCUGCGCGCAGGAGUCGCCCACGCACGCCCUGCCCACGCGGCCGCGGAUGCACAUCCGUGCCCUGAGCACCCAGCUUGACAGCAAUCAUCAGAUGGACGAUGUUUUCACGACUGCCCUGGGCGGAGCUCUUCUGAUUGACGUCAAGGGGCGCACCAGUGGUGCCGAUCCUUUCAGCGAGCGUCUGGCCCUGCACGGCAGCGCCCGGAGCGCUUUGGAGCAAGCCGACCUCGAGCUCUCCGCCGCCCAGGAGGGCCGCGCCCAGCUCGCUGCCGCUAAACCUGCACUUGCCCAAGGGGGCUGCACCGUCUACACGCUGACGGACGUCGGCGCGCUCACGCGCCCGAGUCCGUCGCGCGCAGCCGGCCAGCCUGCGAAGCAGUCUCGUCGAGGCAUCGCGUUCGAUGAUGCAGGCCGGCCCCAGGCCAGGACCCGGCUCCAUUUCUGGGCCGGCUCCGUGGGUCGCAAUCGAUUGUCUGCUGCUUCUGGCUGCCGCGUGUUCGGCUUCAACACGCAGAAUGCGUGGUGGGAGUGUUUCCUUUGUGACCGCGUGGUCAACGUGCGCGAGCUCGGCCGCGCCUGGAAGCGCCCUGAGCUCGCAGGCGGCCCUCGAGAGGAGCUCGAAGCGCUCGCCGAGGCAAAUUCGGCCCCUACUCAACCUGCUAGGUCGAACGCUGGGGACAAGAGGAGCUAA
Prorocentrum cordatum is the source of this 2637-nucleotide messenger RNA. The record is from the annotation of a GenBank genome assembly. Lineage: Eukaryota; Dinophyceae; Prorocentrales; Prorocentraceae.